This is a messenger RNA of Anas platyrhynchos (mallard), 846 nucleotides long. It is a transcript of the gene TSEN15, whose product is annotated as tRNA splicing endonuclease subunit 15. Gene Ontology annotation, biological process: tRNA splicing, via endonucleolytic cleavage and ligation. Lineage: Eukaryota; Metazoa; Chordata; Aves; Anseriformes; Anatidae. Gene Ontology annotation, molecular function: nucleic acid binding. The record is from RefSeq and is a predicted model, not a curated record.
GAGCUGCGGCGCCGCCCGGAGCCGAGUGGCGUUGCACCGGGGGAAGCAUGGAGCCGGAGCCGGAGCUGCAGCCCGAGCCCGAGCCCGGCCGGGCUGAGGGGGGCUGCGGCCCGCCGGGGGGCUCCUCUGCCGGCGGCCGGCGCUGGGCGGGAGGGGCCGGCGGCAACUGGAUGGCGGCGCACCCCGUGUUUACAGAAAUGAUGUCCCUUGAUAUAUCUGACAGUAGUCAAAUCUAUGCCGCGUUUCUGGUAUACCUGGACCUCUUAGAAGGGAGAAACUGGCAUGAAGUGAAGCAUGUCGGAGUAGCAGAACUGCAGCUCAUAUGUUUACAUGCACGUGAGAAAGAGCUGGACAGUCUCCAAGUGAUGGUGCCAGUACCUGUGGACAUAUCAUUAAGCCAUGAAAGGUUAAGAGAAAUCAUGAAGAAAGCUUCUCUCCCAUGUGACAAUCCUGACACCCCACUGUCAGUUACCUUGGCCAUAGUUGAGUCAGAUUCUACAGUAGUCUACUAUAAAAUGACUGAUGGCUUUGUAAUACCAGAGCCUCCUGACAACACUGAAGAUGUGGGCAAUAAACAUUGGAAGAAGAAAAGAAGGAAGCUUUCCAAAUAAUCAAGGCAAACAGACUUUCCUUGAACUACUGUCCUCAAACCAAAACAAAUCCAGGAACUUACAUAUGUAAAUAAGUAGUGUGUAAAACUGUGUUCUGCAUAUCAAGCGUAUGUUCAUGGGGAAUUGAGUUUUGUGCAGUUGCACUGUAAUAAAACACUGUUUGAAAUAUGAAAUGGGUCAUGCUUUUGAGACAGAUUGCUUCUAACUAAUAAAUAUCCUUGUGAGAUGUUUGCAA